Salvia hispanica is the source of this 885-nucleotide messenger RNA. RefSeq names its product PYR1-like 2 (gene PYL2). Gene Ontology annotation, cellular component: cytoplasm; nucleus. NCBI's taxonomy places the organism in Eukaryota, Viridiplantae, Streptophyta, Magnoliopsida, Lamiales, Lamiaceae. The record is from RefSeq and is a predicted model, not a curated record. Gene Ontology annotation, biological process: abscisic acid-activated signaling pathway. Gene Ontology annotation, molecular function: protein phosphatase inhibitor activity; signaling receptor activity; abscisic acid binding.
UCUCUCUCUCAAUUUCAAUUUCAAUUUUUUCAAUUUCAAUCUCAAAAUCCCUCUCACUUUCUCUCUCUAGCUCCAUCCAUGGACGACCACGGCGCGAUUCCGCAGGGGCUGACCGCGGACGAAUUCGCGCAGCUGGAAAGCGUGAUCCGCACCUACCACACGUUCGACGCAUUGCCCAACACAUGCACGUCGCUGAUCACGCAGCGGAUCGACGCGCCGGCGGAGGCGGUGUGGCCGCUCGUCCGCCAAUUCGACAAUCCGCAGCGCUACAAGCACUUCAUCAAGAGCUGCCGCCUCACCGGCGACGGCGGCGUCGGCAGCAUCCGCGAGGUCACCGUCGUCUCCGGCCUCCCCGCCUCCACCUCCACCGAGCGCCUCGAGAUCCUCGACGACGACCGCCACAUCAUCAGCUUCCGCGUCGUCGGCGGCGAGCACCGCCUCAACAACUACCGAUCCGUCACCUCCGUCAACGAAUUCAAUCGCGACGGCAAAACCUACACGAUCGUCAUCGAAUCGUACAUCGUCGACAUACCCGAGGGCAACACCGGCGAGGACACGAAGAUGUUCACCGAUACGGUGGUGAAACUCAAUCUGCAGAAGCUAGGCGUCGUGGCGAUCGCGUCGAUGCACGGCGGCGGCGACUGAUUCCGAUUCAAUUUGGGGGUAAGGAAUAAUGGUGGUGGUUGGAUUGGAUUGGAAUGGAUGCGCAUUUGUUUUUUUUUCUUUUUUUUUAAAAAAAUAAUUAAGUUAAAUGUAAUAUUUGAAUAUUUAAUUUGGGGGUAUUUGAUUAAUUAGUGGCUAGAAUUGAAAAACGAAAUGGUUUUUCUUGGUUUGUCUCAUGCAAGUUGGAAGGAAUUAUUUUUAAAUUUUCUAUAGUUGCUUCAA